GACGCACGUGUUCUAUCGAGCCACUGCGGUUCUGCUUCCUAUUACAGCGGAGGGAAUGAAUGGCACAAAGGUAAGGCCGUAACAGUAUAACAUGCAACACGGGAGGCUUGGCGACUCGCUCUCCAUCGCUACCCACGCUCUUUAAGCAAAGAGCGGACAGAGGAGACGGAUCUGAUUACAGCUGACGAAAGACAAGCUGGGCAAUUGCCUGCCACUACUCUUUGCCACCGACAAAGGCAUAUAUAACAGUCCCUUCCUCAAGGCAGUUCCUGCCCGUCCGCAGCACUGCAAGCAACCCUCAAAGCUGCGAUCCAGAAGCUCUACCAAGGCGCGCUGUGUCCCGACUGCCUCCGCGAAGCAGACGCAAGUCGUCAGUCACCACCCUCGCCAGCCACUGUUGUUUGAUGGGCCCGUCCGUCCCUCUCACCUGAUGAUAUUGUCCGCAUAGGUAAGCAGCAAGCGAGAGGCCUCUAAAAACGUUUCUGUGGAAUUCUGGCAGAGCUCGCUCACGGCUUGCGAGUGCACGGGAAUGUGUUUCAGAUGACUGCAGUCAUGCUUCUCCACUGGUCAAGAGAUUUAUUGAAAACCGCAUGCUUGAGUCUUAGAAGUUUCCAAGUACAUCAUUGUUUGAGAAUCAUUAACAAACAUAUGAGCACGGGUGCAGUUGCUCAUGGCCGAAGGAGAGUGGUCAUCACAGGAAUAGGAUUAGUGUCUCCUUUGGGUGUAGGAACCCAACUGGUGUGGAGCAACCUUCUCCAGGGAAAUUGUGGGAUUGUUGCUCUCGAAGGGGAGGCGUAUUCCACUCUACCCUGUAAAGUGGCGGCCUGUGUGCCAAAGGGAGCUGGUGAAGGCCAGUUCCAUGAAGAAAAUUUUGUGUCAAAGUCGGAGAGCAAAGCAAUGUCUUCUGCCACCAUCAUGGCCAUAGGUGCUGCUGAUCUAGCAUUAAAAGACUCUGGCUGGCACCCGCAAUCUGAAGUGGCUCACCUAAAUGCUGGUGUGGCAAUAGGAAUGGGGAUGGUUGCACUGGAAGAUAUUUCCGAGACAGCAUUCACGUUCAGAACAAAGGGUUAUAACAAAGUCAGUCCAUUCUUUGUUCCCAAGAUCUUAGUCAAUAUGGCAGCAGGUCACAUUAGUAUUAGAUACCAGCUGAAAGGACCCAACCAUGCUGUAUCAACUGCUUGUACUACUGGGGCACAUGCUGUGGGAGACUCCUUUCGAUUUGUAGCCUAUGGUGAUGCAGAUAUGAUGCUCGCUGGAGGAACAGAAGCUUGCAUUAGCCCUUUGUCUCUGGCUGGGUUUGCUAGAGCUCGAGCUUUGAGUACUAGCUUUAACUCGAGGCCCAAGCUGGCAUGCCGGCCAUUCCACUCACAGAGAGACGGAUUCGUCAUGGGAGAAGGUGCGGCCGUUCUGGUUUUGGAAGAAUAUGAGCAUGCUGUACAAAGAGGAGCUAAACUGUAUGCAGAAAUUUUAGGUUAUGGACUAUCGGGUGAUGCUUGUCAUAUAACAGCACCUAAUCCAAAUGGGGAUGGCGCCUUCAGAUGCAUGUCUGCAGCAAUGAAAAAUUCUGGAGUUUGUCCUGAAGAAGUAACAUACAUCAAUGCUCAUGCCACCUCCACGCCACUAGGAGAUGCUGCAGAGAAUCAAGCUAUAAAAAGACUCUUUAAAGAGCACGCAUAUUCUCUUUCAGUUUCCUCGACAAAGGGAGCAACAGGCCAUCUCUUGGGUGCUGCAGGGGCUAUUGAGGCAGCUUUUACUGCUUUGGCUUGUUACUAUGGGAUUUUACCACCUACUCUAAAUCUGGACCAGACAGAGCCACCAUUUGAUCUCAACUACGUUCCACUUGUACCCCAAGAGUGGAGAAGUGAAAAGCGCCGUAUUGCUCUCACUAAUUCUUUUGGCUUUGGUGGAACUAAUGCAACACUGUGUUUUGCUAGUGUUUAGCUUGACAGUCUUCCCACUUGCAGUUCUAAUCCUUGUAACAUUUGUAUUCAAAUUAAAAGUAAUGAGUGUUUUUUUCGUAUUUAGUUGGAGGGCUGCUUAUCACUAGAUGAAUGUAAAGGUAAAGUUGUGCCGUCGAGUCGGUGUCGACGCCUGGUGACCACAGAGCCAUGUGGUUUUCUUUGGUAGAAUACAGGAGGGGUUUACCAUUGCCAUCUCCUGUGCAGUAUGAGAUGAUGCCUUUCAGUAUCUUCCUAUAUCACUGCUGCCCGAUAUAGGUGUUUCCCAUAGUCUGGGAAACAUACCAGCAGGGAUUUGAACCGGCAACCGGUUGCUCGCUAGGCAAGUUACUUCCCCUUUGCGCCAUUAGGUGGCUUAGGUGAAUGUAGCCUCUCAUAUGACAAUUAUACACAACCUUUUUGCCAUAUCUAUAUGUGGCAGGACAUAACGGAUGACAACUUCCUGUAACAGGAAAUGGAUGUGUUUGGCACAUGCGAAGAAGUAUGUGGGGGAUUCAUAUAGUAGCCAAAGGUCGGCAAACUUUUGAAACAAAAGAACCAAACUACAUCAAAAUUCAACAAAGAGCCUAUGGAAAAGUGACAUCAGUGUAGAAAAAUUCAUUUUCUGUGAAGUGGCCCAGGCUUUGCAAAGUGGUUGCAUGUUCUUAGGGACAUUUUGCUUUUAAAUUAAUUCAGGAUGCUGAAAUACCAGGUGUUUGAACUUGGUACAGUAUUUUGGGCCCAUUUGCCAAAUGAAAUUAUUCCACCGAAUUCAUGUUAGGGAGCUAACAUACAUAUUCCAAGCACAGCCUUGAAGUUCUUUGAUCUGAAUGUUGUUGCACCACAACAUCCAUGGAAAUAAUAGCACCUUGCUCUUUGAGCUUGUAUAGCCUCUGAUGCAAGGUGGUGGUGGGGGGGGGGGGAUAAGCCAAGCCCAAGAAGAUCUUGCAUCAGAGGCUCAUUCUACGCCAGUCUAUUCUUUGCUGCACUACAGAGCAGAACAUUUAAGCCACUGUAAAGCUUUUGCUCCAAUGCCCAUCUUCCAGUGUGUGCUGGUUCAGCAACAGCCAUUGGCACUUGUAUGCCACACUUUCUCAAAGCUCUGUAUAUCUCUAGCUGUUAACUAUUAUUAGUGGUCCAGUUUGAAUAAAUGAGGAGGUACAAGCCUGUUCCAAAGUGACUUACCAGCAAGCAUAGCUAUUUCUGUCUCUUGCUUCUCUCUCAUUUGCAAUAUUGGGUGGGUGACUGAGGAAAGAGAGACUGCUCAGGACCAAUCCCAGUCUUGGCCUCCUAUUCUCCUCAAGUCUACCCCUCCUCCUUGAAUCAUGGUUGAACUUCUCAAGCCCUAGAAUGCGGUAGACUGGCAAAUACUGGCGGUAUUUGCAAUGUCAAUUUGCCAUGUCAGUGACAGACAUUGACCACGGUGCUAUGACAUUGACCACGGUGCUAUGACAAAGGAAGAAGCCCCGUGGGGACACAAAGGAGCUGGAAACUAGCUGCGCUCCUUCCUUCUUCCACAGACCAACUUGGGCAGUGAGAGACACAAUUAUCACUGCUCUCUCCUUUAGGACUAUUUACUUCUUCAGAACUAUUCACUUGCAAGAAUAUGUCUCUGAGGGCUGCACAACCUUCAGGUGAAUAGUCCUUUAGGAGGGAGAAGACAGCGGAAAUCACAUCUGACUCCUCUGCUGUUGCUGGGCUGAGGAAGGAAGUAUACCAAGUUUACAACCUCUUCCUGUCCUUCCAGAGCUUCUUCCACCCCCUGCUAACUGAGCAAAGAGGCACCUUUUUAAAGUGGUGAUUCUAUUUAGCAGGGGGAGAGCAACUGGCCCUAUCCAUCUCCAGCACACCAUUUCUCCAGUGGUAUCUAUCUUAUGUUGCUUUUUAAGAUUGUGAUCCCUUUGGGGACAGAGAGCCUAUUUAUUUAUUUGUAUCUAUGUAAACUGCUUUGGGAACUUUUGUUGAAAAGUGGUAUAUAAAUAUUUGCCAUCGUCUUAGCACUGUGGAGAAUGUCAGCUGUUGCCUUAAGGCAAUAGAUAGAACUGUUGUCUGUAUCUUUAAACAAGCAAUGCUCUUGAAACAUUGAAAUCAGAACUUUAGAAUGCAUCCAUUUUCAAAGCAUUUCAGAAUGGAAUGUGCCAAGCUUUUUUUCUGCCUAUAAUUCAGUACUUAAGCAGAGUGUAUUACAUAGUGCAGUUAAAGAUGCAUUCAAAACUGUAAUUGUGACAGCAAAGUACAAGUACAGUGAGGAAAUGCUCGACAUAAUUGAGCACUGAAUCUUGAAAACAGAAGUGUGCAAACAGGUUCAAAUCCAAACCGGUUUGAUAUUGAACUGGUUUGGUUCGAAGGUUUGGGGCCGAGGGAGUAAGUUAAAGAAAAAGGAUUAUUGGGGGUGGUGGUGGAAAGUUCUAUGAAUCCCCUGAACCAAAUGGGGGGGGCGGUUUCGAUGGGGGGCAAAACCAAACUGGCCCGGUCCAGUUUGGGUCUGGUUCGAACUCAGACUGAACUGGGCCAGGCAGUUAUGUGUACACCCCUACUUAAAAAUGCUUUGGUUUAAGCAUUCUCCAGUUAAUUGAACAAAUAAUUUAUACAAGCUGAACCCGUGCAGAAUAUCUGCACACUAGUACUUGAUUGCUCACCUCACCCCCUGCCACAGCCCCGCUCACCUCUGAGAUCUCUCCCCUCUCACCUGAUGCACAUGGGUGCCUCUCAAGCAUACGGUGAUGUUUUUGGUUAGUCCAUUCCUUGAUCCAAGCCAGCUUUUGAAUGAAGCUUUAGUUACUUACUAGCUUAACCCACAUGGAGUAUCUGCACACUAGUACUUGAUUGCUCCCCUCACCCCUGCCACAGCCCCCUUGCCUCAGAAUUCUCUCCACCCUCACCUGAGCUGCGCUGCUGCUGCUCCUCCUCCAUUUCGUUGCUUCCAUCCCCCUCGCCCCUCUUGGUCACUCCUCCAUUCUUUAUUCCAUACCACUCUUCUUGGUCAUGGCUGCAGUGUUGCUGGUGCCUACUGGCCAAGCUUCAGCACCCUAUCUCCAGAGACCUCCUCAUCCAAGCCCCGCUCCUGCUCCUCCCCACAGGAGCAACAGCAGUGGUUGACCAGGCCCUUCCUUGCUGACGCCACCACCGUGGCCGCUCAUUCCCCUCAGGCCACUGACAGGCUCGGGCCUGUCCCUUACUCUUCCUUCUUUCUCUCUUCCCCUCCCUGCCACUCGCUCUUCCCCUCUGUCUUUCUUCCAUCUCUCUCUCUCUCUCUCUCUCUCUCUCUCUCUCUCUAAGUUAACAGACUUUGUUCAUCUUGUUUCCUCAUCUAAUUCACUCAACGGCAGCCUCCUUCUCCUGAAGGGGCUGUUUCCUCUCUCACAACCCCUUUCUUCGCAGACCCCUGCCCACUAUCCAGAUAGAUAGUUAGGUAAAAUUCCUCUCCUCUACAAUAAAGAACAUCUUCCAACCAGUAACAGUUGCAUUCCAAAUUACCUUAACCAUCACAGGCUCCUCCUCCCUAUCUGCAUAUGGAAUCCCCACUGCCCAAUCACCAUGGUGCUUCUGCUCUCACAGGUUGCUCCUCCCUCUCUGCAUAUGUAAUCCCCACUGCCCUAUCCGGUGCUUCUGCUCGCGAACUCUUGCAAGAGCUGCCACGCACGGGAUUAGCCAUGGGUACGCCUUAGAGAAUUUUAUAUCUAGAUAUUUCAUCUGCUUUGAAGUUUAGGUCUAAACUGAGAAUUGUAUUUACAUCAAAGCUAUGUCUUUCACAACAUCAAAGAAGUACAUGUAGGUCAUAUGCUUCCUUCCCCCCACAAAUCCACCUUAAUUGAAAGCAUUAUUUUGUAUUGUAAAUUUGUUGUUUGUCUAUGUUCUUCUCAAAAGAUACCGAUAAUAUUUUCUCUGAUUGCUGGCCACAUGUUGGCUACAAUCCAAUGAAACCACUGGUAUUUUCUUUUAAGUAAUGCAUUUAUGUUUGUGGUUUCAUACUUUGAGCUAAUAUAUUACUUAGCAUCCAAAGCAUAAAACAUUCCUUCUUUUGAUUCAAAUGGCUCCAAAUAGCUGUUUCCUGUGCUUCCAGGUGUGUGAGGAAGGGUCCCCUUGAAGGGCAAGUACUUCUCUCUGCAAUAUUACUGUGCUCAAUGCAAUAGAGAUUCCACCUAAUUUUGGAAAAAGCAGGACAUUACUAAAGAUUUGGGUAUUCACCUGCCAAAAUCUGGGUUUCUCCUUGUUUGGAAAGGGGUUCAUCAUUGUCUAGUGGCCUUCUAACCUUCAGGGGUAGGCAACGCUUGCACUCCAGCUGUUGUUGAACUAAAGCUCCCAUCAUCCCAUGAUAAAUUGUGGCACAGUUCAGUAACAACUGAAGUGCCAAGGCUGCCUACCCUGUUCAAGAUGCAAAUGUGUAUUUAUGCUAUCACCAAUGCUAAUGUUCAGUUUCUGCAAAGGUUGUGGCCUAUGCAGCUUUGUCGAGGCUACCCUUCUCCUUUCAUCAUCCCCAGCUGCUAAUAACCCAGGCAACCUUGAAAGUAUCAUGAUCUGCAUCAAUACAUGUACAUUCAAGAUGUAUUGUGAAUUUGAUCUCUAUGAAGUUUCUUGAGACUUAGUCUCUGCUGAAUAUCACAUAUACUUUUCAGGUAUGUCAAAUAGGCAUUAAGAAGAACAGCUAUGGUGUUCAAGCCAACGGACAUAAUUUUUUUUGAGAGGUAAGAGACAGGCUACAAGGAUUCAGCUUACAACCACCUAAAAUUUCUUUAAAUGUACAUUAUUCAGAUUUCAAAAAAUAGGGAGUUUUUAAAAGCUGAGAUUUCUAUUGCAAAGGAGGGAGAUCUGGUUACAGCUGUUAAUGGCUCCUUUGGUGGCGAUGCGGGACCGAGCCAGGGCUUUUGAAAUAUGCUCCCUGUCAAUAUAAGAGUGUCUCCAUCUUUGGCUGUAUUAAAAAUAUAUAUACCUUGAUGCACCUGUUUUUUCGGGCUUUCUGUUAAAACUAAUUUUAAAACUGUUUUAAUUGGUUUUAUUGUAUUUUCCUGUAUUUUAAACUGCUGUACACCGCCUUGAGAAUUACAUGUUAGGCAGUUUAUAAAUGUAAUACAUAUAUAAAUAAAUAAACUAUGUCUAUAGCUGUGGAA
This is a messenger RNA of Hemicordylus capensis (graceful crag lizard), 7045 nucleotides long. RefSeq names its product 3-oxoacyl-ACP synthase, mitochondrial (gene OXSM). Gene Ontology annotation, molecular function: 3-oxoacyl-[acyl-carrier-protein] synthase activity. The record is from RefSeq and is a predicted model, not a curated record. Lineage: Eukaryota; Metazoa; Chordata; Lepidosauria; Squamata; Cordylidae. The coding region runs from base 541 to 1941 and encodes 466 amino acids. The transcript has 3 exons. Gene Ontology annotation, biological process: fatty acid biosynthetic process.